CAACGAUAUCGCCCAUGUCAAACCCUAAUCAAUUGCAUCGAAUAUUCCCAAAUCUCAAUGAUAAUCUCACCAAAAGGAGAGAGAAACCACAAAAUGGGAAAUUCCCCAAUUCGUCAUCGUCAUAUAAUGAUCAACAGAAUUGCCUCACAAGCUAAUCCAAGAAGAAACGUAUUUGGGUUCUUCAUCUCCCAAUUUCGUGCCUUAAAUGCAGUGCUAAAGUUUCCCUAAAAUCCCAUUUAUUUAUCCAACCCAAAAGUCUCCAUUACGGGCAAGAAAAGCAAUAAAAAUUGGAUUAGAUGAAACAAGAACAGAUUGAAACAAACUCUUCGUCUUCAUUCUCACCUUCAAUAGUGAACGAUGAUAAAAAUGAUGAAAGUAAGAUGAAAUCAUUAGAAAUGUCAUCAAAAUUUCCAUUAACGGCUUGGGAGAUGGCGGGUGCAGCCGGUGUUGUUUUCGCUUUCGCCGUUGGUCUCCUCGGAGUUUACCUCACCUUGCCGGAUUCUGAUUACAGCUUUCUCAAGCUUCCAAAAACACUUGAAGAUCUUCAUAUCCUCAGAAAUCAUCUCGAGAGAUAUACAAGCGACUACACAGUUCAAGUCUUAGUGGGGUAUUGCACUGUAUACAUCUUCAUGCAAACUUUUAUGAUCCCAGGAACUGUUUUCAUGUCGCUUCUCGCUGGAUCCCUUUUUGGGGUUUUAAGAGGUGUAGCUCUUGUCGUCUUCGCUGCUACAGCUGGUGCUUCUUCUUGCUACUUUCUAUCUAAAUUGAUCGGGCGACCCCUUAUCUUGUCUCUAUGGCCCGAUAAAUUGGUUUUCUUUCAAGAUCAGGUGGCUAAAAGGAAAGAUGGGUUAUUGAACUACAUGUUGUUCUUAAGGUUGACUCCAACUUUGCCUAAUAUGUUCAUAAAUGUUGCUUCACCAAUAGUCAAUGUGCCUUAUCAUACAUUUUUAAUGGCGACUUCUAUUGGGCUCAUUCCAGCUGCUUAUGUCACAGUUAAGGCAGGAAUAACUCUUGGAGAAUUACAGUCAAUUGGAGACCUAUAUGACAUCCAUUCGAUAGUAACAUUGUUUCUCAUUGGGAUUGCAUCUGUUACCCCUACACUUAUAACCAAAAAGAAAGAAUCAUAAUAAUUUGAAUUAUAAAGUUUCAAAUCAACCCCUCUUGAGCUUUCAACUCUGUACAAAAUUACAAAUUUAGCCUCCAUUUGCACCUGGGGUUUUGUUGGGAUUCAAUGGUUGGUGCUUCAGAUGUUGGAGAGGCGCAAACAGAUAUAGAAGGGUAAAAUGGUAAAAAGUUUAAGAUGGAGCUUACUUACUCCUUUAUGUUAAUAAUAAUUCUGGUAGAAAGAAUCCUGGAAAAGGUGGAUUCUAUUUUAUGAAACGUGAUCAAGGGUUCAAAGAUGUAAACUUUGUUUUAUCUUGAUUAAUAAAAUAAGAAAUGUUUAGCUAUUUAAGUA
Lactuca sativa (garden lettuce) is the source of this 1456-nucleotide messenger RNA. Its product is annotated as putative membrane protein At4g09580. NCBI's taxonomy places the organism in Eukaryota, Viridiplantae, Streptophyta, Magnoliopsida, Asterales, Asteraceae. The record is from RefSeq and is a predicted model, not a curated record. Gene Ontology annotation, biological process: autophagosome assembly.